Molecule: messenger RNA, 874 nt
Organism: Rhizopus microsporus ATCC 52813
Lineage: Eukaryota; Fungi; Mucoromycota; Mucoromycetes; Mucorales; Rhizopodaceae
Exons: 5
Coding region: 252-800 (182 amino acids)
Source: RefSeq, a predicted model, not a curated record
CCCUUUUCUCUUUAUUAUUCUCUUUCUCUUUCUCUUUCUCUUUAUAAUAAAUGAUAAAGUAUCUAUAAUUAACUCUAUUUUUGACCCAACUUGGUAUCAUGAACCUAAAAAGAAGAAAUCGGAAUUGUACGAUAGUGAUUUUACCUCCUUAAACCUUUGUGUAUGUGUAUUUGACAUCACUUUGAGAAUAUAAACAAUACAGAACUUACCAUCCUUUCUUUCUCUUUUCUUAUUUUCGUUUCUUUUUCAUCAUGCCUAUCACUAUCAUUUCUUCUACUCAGCCAGACGGAGGAGAACUGGCAGCAAAGCUAGUGUCACUCUUUUCAUCUACAGUUCUGUCAGUCUUGUAUGGAGUAAAGACAUAUAAUGUCCAAUUUAAGUAUUUAUCUUACUCGAGAUGGCUUAUAUUGCUUCUUUAUAUCCUUUCAUGGGCCUUUACAGUAAUGAGUAUGUUGCUCGUUACUACAAACAAUGGCAACUUUACAUCCUGCUUAUUAUCCGUCUUGGUCUGUGAUAUCCUUUACUGCGCGACCAAGAUCGUAAUUUAUGCAUGGUUGAUAGAGAAAAUCUAUGUCGUUUCAGCUACACGACAGAGCCGAUGGAGUAACAAAUCCUACAGAUUCAACUUGGGGUUAUUAUUACCUUAUAUUGCGAUCUUCGUGUUGAUGAUCAUAUAUCAUAGAGCCUAUAUCGAACCCAAUGGAUACUGUAUCAUCGGUAUUGCUCCUGCUGGAACCGUUCCAUUGAUUAUUUAUGAUUUUGUAAGCGUGGUUUACUGUUUCACCAAAAUCAGGUUUUAAUUUAAUUAUAUAGGCGAUCAACCUUUACAUGACCGUCUUCUUCGUUCGACCAUUACUAAAACUUGGUGGUCUAG